AUUUCCGUUCAACCUCUUGCCAAAGUGGGUCAAGUGAUAGGAUAUUGUGUUUAUCGUUUUCUCACGGAUUUUGGUGUUGUGUUAAGUAAUAAUGUGGAUGACUUUCAAUUAUUGAUGGCGGAUGACAGUGGAGAAAUAGAGCUUGAUCUACCUCCACUUGACAAGGGUAGAGCCAUUGGUGAACUUGGAUUCACAGUCCUAGCUUUGGUCUCAAAGAAGAAAAUGACGAAUGGCGAAUUGCAGUUGAAAUUCAAGGUUAUCGUGUACUUACCAAAUGCGCAACAGUUCGUAUUCGAAUUGGAAAACCUCGAUUCUACUCUACAAUGGCUACGAGAUGAGUCUGUGAGAAGAAAAAGAGAGAACGACAGUGACGUACGGGAACUUGGGCUGAUGCCAGAAAUAGAUUACGAUUUGGAAGACGUAAAUGUGUUUGGCAAGCCCCUAAAUCUACGACAGUCGAUUGCUAACAGCGGUUGCACGGAAUUCGUUCUCGUUAGGAGAUUCAGUUCACGUGGAGAUUUCCAUCCGCGCGGUGGCAUGUUCAGGCAAAAGAGCGCAAUCUUAACGCCUGUAUCUCGCUCAUCUUAUAACAACGUGUUUGAUUUUAGUACACCAAGGAUGAGUUUUGGUGAAGAUGCUCUUUCAGCUAUAAGGUGCGAUUUGUUUGACAUUGUUCCUCUCGCUAACAACCGAAGGUCAUUCUUGCCAAACACCUACCAAAAACCUAUUACUAUCCCUUGGAAUUACCUUUGUGAAGUGAAGAUGGCUGGCCGUGAUACAGCAGAACAAUCAUCAGUCCUAUCACUGACAUGGUUACCAGUGAUGUCGAAAUAUGUUCAUCCAUUCGAGGAAGAAAUUACAUUGCGACAAAUAGCACAAUUUUAUGAUGAUCGCGACUGGAAAACCGUGUGUAUAGAUUUUGAGACUCCUGAAAAGGCGUCACAAGCGAAAAAUCAUAUGAAUGAUGCGAUCAAAGCGCUGAAUUCUCCAGCAUAUCAGGUACUGGCUCCGAAAUACGGUACUUCUUCAACUUUGUUGUAUUCAGAGGGGGAGAAGGAACUAGUUUUGGUAGACUGA
Strongylus vulgaris is the source of this 1077-nucleotide messenger RNA. The record is from the annotation of a GenBank genome assembly. NCBI's taxonomy places the organism in Eukaryota, Metazoa, Nematoda, Chromadorea, Rhabditida, Strongylidae.